AAUUAAUAAAUUACGAAUUUCUACCUAUAAUAAAAUGAGGAGAUUGGGAAGUGGGAUUCACUCGUCUUGCCUGGGUUUUUGGAGAGUUGGGAGUGUAUAGUCUCGAAGUGUUCUUCCUCAAUCAAUCCCGAAACAGUCAACAAUGAGCUCCUCGUGUGACAAUGCUGACUGCCUUGCAUGGGCAGCAAGAGAUGAAUCUGGAUUUUUAUCACCAUACAAGUUCAGCCGCAGGGCUCUGGGAAGUGAUGACGUCUCGAUAAGAAUUACACACUGUGGAGUUUGUUAUGCUGAUUUAAUUUGGGCAAGGAAUGGACAUGGGGAUUCAAAGUAUCCUUUAGUGCCUGGACAUGAGAUUGUUGGAAUUGUGAAAGAUGUCGGUUCAAAUGUUCGCCGUUUCAAAGUUGGUGACCAUAUUGGAGUAGGAACCUAUGUCAACUCAUGCAGGGAUUGUGAGUAUUGUAAUGAUGGAGAUGAAGUUUAUUGUGAUAAAGGAAUAGCAUUCACUUUUAAUGCUGUGGAUGCGGAUGGUACUAUUACAAAAGGAGGAUAUUCAAGUUAUAUUGUUGUGCAUGACAGGUACUGCUUCAGCAUACCUGACGAAUAUCCAUUGGCUUCAGCAGCUCCUUUGCUUUGUGCUGGAAUUACUGUGUAUGCUCCCAUGGUGCGCCACAAGAUGAACCUGCAUCCUGGUAAAUCGUUAGGAGUGAUUGGGCUUGGAGGUCUUGGUCACAUGGCCGUGAAGUUUGGUAAGGCUUUUGGGUUGAAUGUGACAGUUUUCAGCACUAGCUUAUCCAAAAAGGAGGAAUCCCUGAGUUUACUUGGUGCCGACAGAUUUGUGCUCUCAUCUGACCAAGAGCAGAUGAAGGCCCUGGAUAAGUCCUUUGACUUUAUAAUCGACACAGCAUCUGGUGAUCACCCAUUUGAUCCGUACAUGGCGCUGCUGAAGACUGCUGGUGUUCUCGUUCUUGUGGGGUUCCCUAGUGAAGUCAAAUUCAAUCCUGCAAGCCUAAAUCUUGGAAUGAAAACUGUUUCUGGUAGCAUAGCAGGCGGUACAAAAGUGACGCAAGAAAUGCUAGACUUCUGUGCUGCUCAUAAAGUUUACCCAAAGAUAGAAGUUAUUCCAAUUGAGUAUGCAAAUGAAGCUCUCGAGAGGCUAAUAAAGAGAGAUGUGAAGUACCGGUUUGUGAUUGAUAUUGAGAAAUCUCUGAAAUGAACUGCUGAAGAAAUGGGGAGUUCUUCUCAAUGCACAUAUCAUGGUUUUGUGCACGUUGAAUGUAUUGAUCGCUUGUCGCAACUCAAAAGCGCAUAGGGGUUGACUUUGAUUAGGUUUCUAGGAAUUUAGUCGUAAUAAAAGGCAUCUGGGUUUGAUCUUCUGUAUCAUGCAAGUAGGUAGCUAGACUGAAAUAAGUGAAUGGGUGGUAGGGUGGUGUUUUCUGACGUGUAUUUGAAUAAAAAAUAGAAGUACGGACUUCUUGAUUCUCA
Juglans microcarpa x Juglans regia is the source of this 1482-nucleotide messenger RNA. Its product is annotated as probable cinnamyl alcohol dehydrogenase 1. NCBI's taxonomy places the organism in Eukaryota, Viridiplantae, Streptophyta, Magnoliopsida, Fagales, Juglandaceae. The transcript has 7 exons. The record is from RefSeq and is a predicted model, not a curated record. Bases 143 to 1213 code for a protein of 356 amino acids. Gene Ontology annotation, molecular function: oxidoreductase activity, acting on the CH-OH group of donors, NAD or NADP as acceptor; zinc ion binding.